Fundulus heteroclitus (mummichog) is the source of this 8523-nucleotide messenger RNA. RefSeq names its product palmdelphin b (gene palmdb). Gene Ontology annotation, cellular component: cytoplasm. The record is from RefSeq and is a predicted model, not a curated record. NCBI's taxonomy places the organism in Eukaryota, Metazoa, Chordata, Actinopteri, Cyprinodontiformes, Fundulidae. The coding region runs from base 157 to 2517 and encodes 786 amino acids. The transcript is spliced from 4 exons.
UCCAGUGCACGGCUGCACUUAGAAACAGAGCAGAUCCUUUUGCAUUACCCCACCACUUUGGCUCAGACGGCUAUCUCAGAGGACAGCGAGGCAGAUGAAGAAGGACUGAAAGAGCCUUGCAGCACAACUGAGAAUCACAACUUCGUCUCUGUCACCAUGGAAACAGUCGAACAAUCAAAGCUGGUGAUGGACUGUGAAAUGGAGGGUGCUGUGUCUGAUUCACCUGUGCAUAAAAUCAAUUUUACUGCUAGUGAUGAACUAGCUGAGUUAAAGAUAAACGUAUCAGAGUCUCAGGAAGCAAUAAUUAGGUCACCAUUAACUGAUGUUUCUAAAAGCACAAGUCUGACUGACAACAGUACCUGCUCUGAAACUACCCUUUGCACACUGAUUCCCUGUGAGGAGGAAGAAAACACAUUACAAUUAGAGCAAGGGCAUGAGGAGCUCAAUCGAAAUGAGUCAAUCCACUCAUCUGUGUCUGAUACCCUAUCAAGUGCUGACAGUGUUUAUGAGAAUGAGGCCCACUGUAGGCGGCAAGAUACACGAGAGCAAGAUCCGGAUCAGGAGCAUGAAUCAGAGCAGUGUGUUGAGGCUGAAAUAGCACCAGAACCAGAACAGCAUCGAGAGCUAGAGGAAGAUAAUUGUAAAGUAAACAUGCUAGAGAAAGAAGUUGAACCAGAGACAAUGGAGGAUUUUGAAAUAUCAGAUUACUCUCAGCAUGAGGAAGCCCUUCAACCUGAGCAAAACAUUGAGAUUGAGCAACACUCUAAACUUGACCAUGAUCCUCAGCAGGAGAUGUACAAUGAACUUGGACCUGAAGGAGAAGAAAUUGUUAAUUUAUAUGACGUGCCCUAUGAACAUCUAGCUGAAUAUCCAGAUGAAGGUCCAGAGGCUGAUGAAAUCCUUUUUGAACAACCUUUUCAUGAAGAAUCCCCAUUAGAGCAGUGCAUAAGAGAAGAAGCAAUGUCAGAUGCCUCAAAUGAGUCUUAUCAUAACCCUGAAGAUAUUGAUGAAUGUUUGAGAGUUGAAAUUGCAGCAGCUUCUUCUGAUAGUGAUACAGAUGAAAAGUGGAGGGCAAUUUUCUCCUCUUCCAUAAAUAAAGAAGACGAUGACUCAUAUUUGGAUAAUCUUCAACAGAGUGCCCAAGAACUAUUUGUUCAGAAAGUUGAUGAGACAGACUAUAAUGAUCAAGAGAGAAGCAACUUUGAAGAUGUUAGUAUUGAGGUACCAACGGUACCUGAAGUUUUGGAACAACCUGUGACUUCUGCUCCAAAGCCUCCACAAGAAGUUAAAUACAGCCCUUUCAGCCUCCAAUCUUUAUCAAAAAUAUCUGAAGAUGAAAGUGAAAAUUACAGAGAUGCCAAUCAUAACCACUCAAAACUUACAGCGAACACCAAUGUGGACACAACCAAGAAGCUACCUAAGGACUUCUGUGUAAUUCAGGAGACAAAGAGUGAAAAUGUUAGUACAGAACAUGUAGACUUCCAGCUAGCUCGCAAACAAUGGCGAGAAAUGGAGAAACAAAUGAAAAAUAAGGUUGUCUUACCUACAAGCAAGCACUCAAACCUUCAAAGCAGCCACAGCUUCAUGUAUACACCAGUUCGCAACAUUGAAAGGACUCCCAAGAAAGCGCGGGAUCUGGAGAGUUUAAACCUGGUCACUGAUUAUUCUCACACUCAAUUCAGUCCUUGCUCAGAGGAUUCUGGCCUGGAUGAUUCCAGUUACAGGUCCCCCUAUGAUGAUGCCGAAACACCAAUUGAAAGGGAGAUUCGUAUAUCAAUGGAGAGGGAGGAAAACUUGAAAAGAGAGAGGGGACUUGCCAGGAUGGGAAAAUCAACUGAUUGUGCUCCAUCACGAAGUAUUCCUCGAUCCACAAGUACUCCACUGACUCCAUCAUUUAUUAUAACCUCCUCACCCACUAAAGAACCAGUGAAGCAUGAGGUCUCUGCAAACAAUGUUAUAAUUGUAGACCCAAGAAAUGAAUUCACCCCAAGCCCAAAAUUUGGCAAAGACAACACAUCUUCCAGGUCCGGAGAAUGGUGUUCUGAAGAAAACAAUUCCAGUCUAAUUAUCCUUGAAACAUCCAAUCUGAUCAUUCGAAGUGCCUCUGAGUUCUCCCUAAAUAAAGCCUGUGAAGAGCCCCAGGAAAAAAUGUUCCUGAACAACCCCUUCUUCAAACUGCGUUCAAGAAGCACAAUAUCCUUGGUAGAUGAAGAGAUAAGGAUGGUGAAGCAGAGGGAGGAAGAGCUUAGGAAGGAGAGGGCAAACCUUUAUGGUAAAGACAUGUUCAACACGGAAAGUGGCCUAUCAAAUCACAUGGACACUUUGACAUUUGAUACCUCAGGUAUUGUACCCAUGAAGUGCAAGUCCUCUCCAUCAUCACCAAUGAAAACAACCCACAGGAUGGAUCGUUCUGCCCUAUCCUGUGAUCACAGGUUUCCUGAGGACUAUACUGGAGGAAGACGGAAGAGUGCCAUGGCUCUGCGCUGGGAGGCAGGCGAGUUCGUUAAAAACAACUGAAGUGGAACAACUUGCCAUUUUGCCAAUAAAGAGCAACAGUUGAUUAUUUCAUUCAAGUUAGAUGCAUUUAUUAUAGUUAUCUGUUUCAUGGUGUCACAUACUAAAGUCUGCUUUUGUGAUGAACAGCAAGAAUGUUUGCACAACUUUUGUCUUCACAAGUUCAUUUCUCAUAGAGCACAGUAUAUCAAAUGAAUUAGAAAAACACAAGUUUUUUCUGGCUAUAACUUUUAGUUUAUUUUCAUUGAACAAUGCAGUUCUUUCAUUUUCCAGGAUUAAAACUAUAAUAAAUAGUAUUAAAUGUGCAUAGUUCUCUUCUUGUGCACAAGACGCAAAUGCAGAAACUAAUUUCCUACUAAUCUUCAAACAGUUUACAAACUAAAGGGCUAACAAAGAAAUUAUACUCAUUCAAAACAUUUGGGGAGUAAAUUUUGUUACUUUUGUCAGGACCAUUAUGUAGUGUUCAACUUACAAAAUUAGGUAUGAUCAGUGAAGGACUUGGCAGCUGGUAUAAAACUCUAAAAUCAUGUGCUGGUACAUUGUUUAGAGUUUCUCUGACUACAAUCAUACAGUGGCUGGUCACAGGUUAUAAGGCAAUGAUCUGCUGUUGUAGCGGCAUACACUGGUCCUGCAAAUUAUAGUGUUGUUUAAUAUAGAAUUAACUAUUUAGAAAAAGAGCCCCUUUUCUAAAGGAUUGGGCUAUCACUUUAACACCUAGCACAAAUAAUCAGCUAUUGAGCACAAAUUUGUUUGACCAUUUUCACAAAGCAUGAAGGUAAGCAGUGGUAAAUGGCUUGUACUUGUACAGCGCUUUAACAAGUCUGAUGUCCCCAAAGUGUUUUUACACUGCAACUAGUCAUUUACCCAUUCACAACCUGACUGAAUGUGUGUGUGAGGCUGCCAUACACCAGUGCCACCGCCAGCAGGCAACUUGGGUGAGGUGUCUUGUCCAAUGACACAAGGACUGAGAUACUUGGAGGGGUGGGGUCAAACCAGCAACCCACCAAUUGCAGGACAAACUCCCAACUCCUGCACCACUGUCGUAAGGAAUGAACACUUCCUGAGACAAAAUAUUGUCCAAAAAAAAAUGCAAGGUGAAAAAAAAAAUGUAUUUCUUAAUUCAGGGAUAAUUAUCUAAGGUUUUAUUCUUAAAUUUGAUAUUUUUUAGUUUGUUUUUCAAUUAAUCGAUCAUAUUGUUCUGUGACAACCAAGCACCUACAAGAUCACUUCUCCUGAAUCAAAAGGGUGUGAUUUAGUUUGACGAAAAACUAGGGAAAAAAAAUCUAUUGUAGGUAAAAGGGAAGAACGAAAAAUCUAGGUCAAACUGAAAACUAUGAAUUUUUAGCAAUAUUUACUAUUAAUUUGUCCCACUUUUCUGUCAACACUGUCAGAUGUAUGAAAACACAAUAAAAUCAGGCAAUCAUGUGCUAACCUAGAUUCCUGAGGACAGUCUUCUCAUCCUCGACAAAAGCUAAUAAAGUCACAAAAGCUCCACUAUAGCCUCAGCUCCACUGACCCUACUUGAUUUGACCGGCACAGUUCAGCUCCUCUCCACUCAUUUUCGCUCCGGCGGUCUCAGCAGGCUGUAAUACCAAACAGCAUCCAAUCGUUCUAGCAAGGCAGGAUGGUAGGAAAAAUGGAACUCCCUAAUCCUCACCCAAAGUGAUGCAGUAUUAUGUGAUUAAGGGAUAACACUGCACUCCCACAGAAUAAAGUAUUGGACAGAUGAACCCACUAUUAUUUCCUUCAUAAAAUGACCUGAUGUAAUCUUUAAGGAAGUAUGUGGGUAAACACUGCAUGAGAAGAUUAGUAUCAGUGGACAUUUGCAAGUUUACAAGAUUUUUUGCCACAGCCAUGGGAGCGAUGGGAUACGUUAGUAGCGGCAGUGAAAUAAUUUUUAUAAGAUGGAUUUUGCACUGGGAGAUCUUUGGUCAAAGGAGCAGGGGCUCCAUGGCUGCUCUCAGUAGGCAGCUCUGCGAAAGCUGCUUGCUAUUGUAACGACCGUAGGAGCCAACCUGAAAUUCAGCCAAACACAGAGUUACAUCAUGACAGCUAUCGCAUACAGUAGAUGGAUGAACACUCUUCAGAGGCAAAACUUAUCAGCUUUCAGUGAAUGUAAAAUGAGAAAAAGCCGUGGUAAAUCUGAUACAGCAUGUCUGCACAUAGAAAGCUGAGAUGUCCUUUUUCUUUUUUUAUUCUUCAGGGUUUGUAAAUAGUAAAAUUAUAUUUUGGUUUGACCCACUUCAUUCAUGGUCCUUAAUAUUAAUGUCAUUGCUCUUCAGUUUUUCUGGCCUUGAAACCCUUGUUUCUCCUCACCCCUCAGCCAAUCACUGAAAAGCAGUGUGUUCACUUUAAAACUCCUGUCGGGUCAGCUCGGUUUGACCCUGCUCUUGAGCAGGGCUGGCCCUGAAAAAAAAACUGCUUCUGAAACAAUUGCAAGCCGGCGGGGCCUAAUGGUAUGCAGCCAAACCGAGGCAGUGGAAAUGAGGCUUAGGUUUUCUGUUUUAAUGAUAAUCAUGAGCUGUUUACUCAUUAUUGUAACAUCCACAAUGUGUCAACACUGUCUAGUGUGCAAAACAUAUUUAAAAUUUUACGUUGAGGCCAAAGCCAGCUAACAACACAGAUCAAGCAAGGUGUCUCUUGUGUGCAAGUCAUCUGUUUUAUACCAGUGUAUUUUUGUCACCCCUGUAAGCAUGGUGACGCAUGCUUUGGCAAUGGUGACUUAAAUCUCUAAAUCCUUUUCAGUGUUGACUUGAAUAUUAUAUACAUCCAUAGUUAUUACUGUUCUAGCAUGGCUUGUAAAAAUAUUUCUUAACUAUUUACUAGCAUAAAGUGCGUUGUAAGUUUAAUGUGCAGUCUGUUUAUCAUGAAGCAUUCAGUUGAUACUGUUUGAGUUCAACCUCUGAAGAAGUUUAAGGGGUUCGUAAUAGCAUGGUACGUGGAUGAAGAACUAGAAGCAGGCGGUUCACUUGUGUAGCCUUAGCUUCAGAACUAAACAUUAAUGUAUCAUCAUAAACCAGAACCCAGGAUUCCAGAAGAUUAUUUUAUUCAACCAAUACAUCUGAAGUCAGGUUUCUACAGCAUUAAGCUUAUCAUGUAUUUCAUACAUAUACAGCAUGGUAGGGCAACACAUGCAAUAGAUCAAAGUACUCAUCCAUACCUUUGAAGUUUGGCACAGUAUUCCCAUUUCAUGUGAUAUUGUUGGAGGUACAAAUUUACAUGGCAGAGCACAAUACUUCUUCAGCUUUAUCCAUACAAAUCAACAAAACCAUUGCCAUGUUAGCUGACUGCAUCCCCAGCUUUCUGUCUCACUGCUACUUUUGAACAAUGUGGACGGAAACUAUCAUUUUGUGGCCUCAAAGAGUGGCCUCAUUGUGUAGCUGCAAACACACAUGGCAUCCACAAUAACAUUCUACAGACCAUGGCCAAAUGUGAACUUUUAGGCCUUUGACUUGUGCAUCAAUAUAUGACAAACUGAAUACUAAAGCCAUGUAUAUUAUAUUUAAACAGUUUAUGGUCCACUGUUUAUUUCCACUUAAACUAGCCACAGUUAGGGUAACACAAACGUACACGCAGCAUCUUUGAGCUGACUUAGACAUGCUGAUAUUUUGGAGUAUCCCACAGAUGACUUUCAAAUGAAAUUCUAAUUGAGAUUGAAGGAAGACCAGUGCUAUUCUUGAAUUGCUGUCAAACACUUUAGAGGCAGCAUUAGUUUUCACACUGAACACCAACAGGAAAAGGGGCAUGUUUCAGGAGAACAGCCACUCUUGCCAUGAUGUAACUUCACCUGACAGAUGCAUUAUGGGAACAAAAGGAACAGAACAACUAAUCACUUGACCAUAAACAUGAGACUUUCUAGACCAGCCACUGGGCCACUACACCUAACAUUAACCCCCAACAAUCAAACACCCUAAGGUAGUUUUUAAGUUAUCACUAAAGAAGGACAAUUUGCCCUUUCCAUCCAUUUCCCUCAUAAAUUAUCAUUUGUGUAUCCAUCACAAAUCCUGCAUUAUGUCCGUCCUGCAUUACUGAUGUCUUGUUAACUUAAACAUUGUCUAUCUUCUUGAUAGCUACUGCAUACAGCUUUAUUUCACAAGAAAGUUAUGUUAUGUUUACAGUAGCUUGCACCCACACCAAGGUCAUAGGAUGCAUUUUGGGUAGUGGGUGCAUAGUUUGUUCAGUAAGGUACUGGUCCACUUUUUAAACAAAAUGGAUUGGAUGGCUAAGCAAGAAUAUUACAACAAAGAGGGAAGAGGUGCCACCCUGUGGUGGUGCUUGGUCUAACAUGAGAACCACACAGUACUGUGCCUGUUGCAGGUUUCACUAAAAUCACAACCAGAUGGCACAUCUUCAGCUUUUCUGUGAUUUUAGUUCAUUGGAAUCUGCCAAUCAGUUCCUGCUGUAGUUUUAGGAUCCUUUGUUUUUGUACUCAAAACAACUGAAUAUGAUUCAAAGGGUCACUGUCUACAAUACGUAAACUUUACUUGAAUAAAGUUAACUAUUUUUUUUUAAAAAAAAAAGCUAAACUUAGAGAAUUAUAGUGAGUUAGAGGGAAGUAAGCGAGUUUUCUUCUUCGUUCUCUUCCUCCUCUGCAAAUCAGUAUUCAUGACUAGAAAGCUUCAUCGAAAUUUAUUGAACUAUUUAAAUAUAAAUUAGAGAUAUUAUACACAUACACUUUCCAAUCAAAUAUAAUUUUGAAUACAAUUAUGCUAUGUGGACUUUGGCUGCUAAAGCAUAACAUUAAAAAUCAGUCACUUUAAAAAGGACAAGAGUGCUCAGCUUUUGUGUACUGCAAUAGAAAUCCUUGCAUCCUAUCCCAAUGUGAUCUGUUAUCUCUUGCCUACUGAUUGGUAAACCUGACCAGGAUUAAGCCACAAGCAUUAAAACAAAACAAAAAAUUACAGGGUGAAUGUUAUGGAAAUAUCAGAUGUGAUAUGAAGACCAUAAAUUUGCAUUGAAAGAGUUCUUGAUCCCUGCGACAAGAUGUGAAUCAGGCACCAAUAAAAAUUGUAUUAUAAAAACAUUCUGUAUCUUUGGUUUUGAACUUUUACUUCUUUUUUUCACCCUGAUUUGGCAUCUAUUAUGUGGCGAGUUGGUUAAACGUGGAUGGGUGCAGGGACAAGAAAUCUUUCUCUAGAUCACGUCAUGGGAAAAAUUAAGAACACCUUUUUUGCUGCCUGGGUUUAGACAGGAAGGUAGCCAGUGCAGCUAACAAUAAGCUCUUUGUUAUUUGCAUGAUGAUUUUGUGUUUGUGAACAAAAUCCUCAGGUGAAAAGGCUUUAGCAAUAAACUUGGAGAAAUAGUUGGUGCUUCUCAUCAGUCUGAGUAGUUUUAUGGAGAACUACAUUGCAGAAGAAGAGUUGCCUGGAGAAAGCUUCUUCUCUAAAAGCAGUACAGCAGGGCAACUGAGGUUUCUAACUUUUCCUCUCUAAAAACCACAAGACAAAACAUUUAAUCAUAAUUCUAGCAAUGGGUUUGGGAGAACAUAUAUAGCUUAAUAGCUAAAUUACUUCUUGCCAGCUGCCAAGCAAGGCUGUGGGGAGGUGGAAAUUUGGCUCUUUUUGGAACUACAAAACCUGGGAUCCUUGCAGUCAUGGGACAGACCAUGAACACCUCUUCAGAGGUAUUUUGGAGUCAAACAGUUGAAGCAGUCUUUCUAUCAUCUUAAGUUUUGAUCGUAAACAGAACAAUGAUCCAUAGCAUAGCUCCAAAUUUGCAAUGUGGUGGCUGAAAAGGAAAAUUAAGGUGUUGCCAGAGGUGUGAAAUGCAGGUUCAGACAGUAAAAAGCCGGUCCAGAGAUUAGUUCCAAUCAUUCGCAUUUCCAGCUCCUCAGCAAAGACAGGGACUAAAGUCACCUGGUUAAGGAACAGAAUGAAGAAAAACCAGGCAGGGUAUUUUAUUUUUCUGAAGCUGGAUUCUCCACCCCUGGAACUGACCCAGUCAAAGUCCAAUUCAAUUUUAUUUAUAUAGCGCCAAUUCAUGAAUCAUGUCAUCUCGAGGCACUUUACA